Molecule: messenger RNA, 642 nt
Organism: Symbiodinium sp. CCMP2592
Lineage: Eukaryota; Dinophyceae; Suessiales; Symbiodiniaceae
Source: the annotation of a GenBank genome assembly
AUGGAGAUCAACAUCCAGAUCAAAAACGCGCAACCAGAAGACCUGCUGCAGGCGUUUGCGGCAUUGAGCGGUGGAUCCACAGCUUCGGCACCGUCGGCGGCACCUACCUCCACUGAGCAUGGGAGACCGCCCUUGAAAAGAAUCCGCGAAGAAGCCCGAGCCACGACCGCGGCAACAAGGAGAUCCCCGAGCCUAUUAUUUAGUCACGAAGAACUUCGUGCGCUCCAGGCAGCAAACCCGCAGGGAGUUGUGCAAUCAUUUGCAGAUGUUGCGGAGGACACCGAGACCGGGCAGAGUGCAGCUGGAUCAGGGGCCAAGGCCAAGAAGAAGGCGCAGCCGUUUUCGGCAUUCCGGAAACACGAGGGACGCACAAUGACUGCCAGCCUUGCCAAUGACAUCGCACAGUGCAUCCUCCGGACCUUCCAGGCCGCUGCUCGUAAGGAAGAGGCGCAUGAGCUCGCGAUCUCCAAGACGCAGCCCUCCAAGAUGCAGCCCCACAAGGCGACAUCGCAGCGACUCCAGACCUUCCAGACCAAGGGCGAAAUUGAAAUCCAGAUCGCACACUCCCAAGACAAGAUCCAGAUCCCGCACUCCCAGGACAACAUCCAGAUCCCGCACUCCGAGGACAACGAGGCAUUCUAG